Molecule: messenger RNA, 1795 nt
Organism: Diuraphis noxia (Russian wheat aphid)
Lineage: Eukaryota; Metazoa; Arthropoda; Insecta; Hemiptera; Aphididae
Product: venom carboxylesterase-6-like
Source: RefSeq, a predicted model, not a curated record
CAGUGGUCAAUCGACACUGCAAUUUUCGUUAACAUUUUUUUUUCUUCUAUUUUUUCGAUAUGUGCCUUGUUAUUGUUUUGUUAUUGACAGGUUUGUAUUGUUCGGUAGCUGGUCAUCAGUAUCCAGUAGUAGAAACUGAAAGUGGGUCCAUAUCUGGAAUACUAUCGAAAACAUGGAAAGGAAGAACUAUUUAUAGUUUUCAAGGGAUACCUUAYGCGACUCCUCCAGUGGGAAAGCUGAGAUUUCAGGAAGCACAGCCAAUAAAACCUUGGCUAGGAGUAUGGAAUGCAUCAUCUCCGGGUAGUAAAUGUAUUCAAUACGACCAUUCGAGUUAUUUAAUCCAAGGAGACGAGGAUUGUCUUUAUGCGAACGUAUACACACCAACACUUCCGGUAAGAGGAAAGAGUAAUAAACUUUUUAAUGUAUUGGUUUUUAUUCAUGGAGGUGCCUUCAUGUUCCUUUACGGAUCUGUAUACCAGCCUGAUUACAUUUUGGACAAAGAUAUAAUACUCGUUACGUUUAACUACCGGCUUGGUCCAUUAGGAUUUUUUAGUACUGGAGAUUCCAUUGUGCCUGGCAAUAAUGGUUUAAAAGAUCAAGUAAAAGCAUUAAAAUGGGUGAAAAGAAAUAUAAAGUAUUUUGGAGGCGAUCCGGAGAAUAUUACAAUUAGUGGAAUGUCGGCUGGAGGUGCCAGUGUUCAUUUUCAUAUGUUGUCACCAUUGUCUAAAGGACUGUUUCAAAAAGUAUUCUCUCAGAGCGGAACGGCUUUGUGCCCUUGGACAAUAGCUGAAAAUGUACCGGAUAAGUCGGCAGCAGUCGGCGCUUACCUAGGUUGUCCUACUCGUCCGUCGAAAGAAUUGGUUGAAUGUUUGAUGACAAGGCCAGCUUUGCACAUCGUAGAAGCAGUAAAARUAUUUCAUCCAUUCUUGUACAAUCCAUAUUCUCCUUUCGGACCGAUUGUCGAGUUACCUAGUGAAAAUGCUUUUAUAAGUGAUCUGCCCUAUAAUAUAAUUGCCAAAGGCCUAGCGACUGAUGUACCGUGGUUGUCCAGUGUUGCCACUCAUGAGGGUCUCUACCCGGGAUCUGAAUUUAUUAAUAACCCUGAGUUGUUGAAGUAUAUUGACGAAAAUUGGAACAAAGUCAUGCCGCACAUACUGGAUUAUAACUACACAAUACCUCAAGAUAAAAUCGACAACGUGUCAGAACUUAUCAGAGAAGAAUAUAUUGGCAGUAAAAAAUUGSUUAAAGGAAAUACAGAACAGUUCAUUCAAAUGAUAAGCGAUCGCCUGUUUGUAGUUGAUAUUAUAAAAGCCGUUAAAAUGCAUGCGCAACUAUAUAAAUCUUCUGUAUAUUUAUAUCAAUUCGGGUACCGUGGUAGCCACAGUCUUUCGGAACAUUUCGCUCAAUCCAACGAAAAUUAUGGAGCUAGUCAUGCAGAUGACACGGGUUACGCAUUAAAAAACGUAUAUGUAAACGUUGAAGACUCAKAAUUGGAUAAAUCAUUAGUGCCAAUUAUAGUUGAUAUUUGGACAUCAUUUGCUUUUAAAGGAAUACCAUCAACUGGAAUUAGCUCUAUCAAAUGGAGUCCUGUGAGCAAAAGCCCUGAUCAUUCGGCUAUAUCAUUUUUAAAAAUAUCGUCCCCUACUAAUAUUACUAUAAACGAAGUCGAGGGCAUGGGAAGAACUAGUUUUUGGUAUUCAUUAGACUUCAACGAGAAUGAACACUAUUCUCAGUAUUCUCACCAUGAAAAUAAAGAUAUUUGAUUUUUUUUAUAAUGUACUUGUACAUAUUACUU